UCCAAAAACAUGGUGUCAGUUCAUCUGUUAUUAUAGCAACACGUUAUGUUUAAACUUAAAUAGAAUAGUUGAACAUAACUGUCAGGAUUUGGCCAGGGUUGUUCCGGUUUUGGUCACUAGAUGCCCCCAUUGUGCUUUUUGACCCUUUUGUUUUCCCUUGUUCCCAGUUAUGAUUUGCACCUGUGCCUCUUUCCCUUGAAUGUAUUUAAACCCUUUGUUUUCCUCAGUUAUUUGCUCUGUGUUUGAAUGUUAGCACCCAGCCCCAGUGAGGCUGUGAGCAUUUGUUGCGCCAGUUGGACUCUCUUGAGGUACUCUGUUUUUGUUCUCGUUUAUUUAUUUUUGAGGCUUUUCCCUGCUGUACCUACCACCUUGUGGAUUUACCUUUUUGACUUGGAGGAUUACCUUUGUUCUCUUGGAAUUACUUUUGACGUUGUGGAUUUAUAUUUUUGCCUGAACUUUCCUUUUUACUUUAUUAAAACACUGUUUCCAGUACUGCUGUGUCUGCCUCAUCUUCUGGAUUCUGCCGACUAUUAGUGGUUCAGUUUGCAAAGUGACUGUUUCUCACACCGGAGACCCGAGUUUGUAACCGGGUCCUGACAAUAACUAAUAGGAACUACAAUAGUGAAAUCAAACAUUUUAUUUUCAUUGUUUAUAUGGUGCUAUUUGGGACUUAGCCUGGGUUUGUUACAUAGGGUUCAUUCUGUUGCUUUAUCCACGUCCAGUCAUUCUGAUAUGUAUGGUUUUUAUUACAGAUAUAGCAAGCCAAUGUAAAUGCCAUCCAUUUUUAUGGUUUGUCUCCUGUCUAUCAUUGUUAGCCUAUUAUGUUAUUUGUUGUUUUACUGUCAUGCCCUGGCAACAUAUAGCUCAGUGUUAAACACCCUGAUGAAGGCUUUAAUACAGAAACACUUUGACUGCAUCUCAACUGGCACCCUAUUCCCUGGCCUAUAUAGUGCACUGCUUUUGAUCAGAUCCCUAUGGGCCCUGGUCAAAAGUAUUUAACUGCAGAGAAUAGGGUGCCAAUCAUGAAUACCUUUUAUUGACCCUCCAUGACUAGACAUUAUCAUGUCAGCUAUGUUAUUAUACUGGAUUUGAUCGAGCAGUUACAAGCCUUCACUGUUGCACAUGCCCAGCUUCCACCACUGAGUGUCAGCAGUGAGCCAUAAACUUAACAAAGUGUUCCCAUUAGGCCCCCAUUGAACUAUGCAAAGCAAGACAUUAGUGAUGUCCCUGUAAAGUUACUGCAGGAACACAGUAGAAUUAUAUUUCUAUGAAGUGUUUGAGUGUUUCAAACUUUAGUGUCAGUGACUUCACAGUACUAUGUGUUGCUUGCUGCCAUAGAAAUGGAAUUCUUCAUUCUAAUUCUAUAGUACUAGUUCUAAUUCUACCACUUAGGUUGCUUUUCUUUAGUGAGUAAUUAACAAGUUUAUCUUCCCAUAUUAGAAGGUUGUAUAUUGUUCCUGCCAACAUUUCCCAGUAGACAUUAAAACAGCUGCCAUGGAGUUACGCAUUUGUAGAGCAUCAUAAUGCUUUGGGGUUGAAACUACUUAGGUCAAUCUCCAUCUCUGUGUCAGUAAAGUUAGCUAUGGAAAAGGCAGUUCGGGCCCUGUCUUUCCCACUGUCUGUCCGGCUCCUGUCUGUCCCCAGCCUUCUAUGUCUCCUGUCCCUGCUGUGCUGUGUCCCUGCGGGGAGACCCUGUCUGCAGUGUGACCGCAGGGUCAGGCUCCUCCAUGAAGACUACCUAUUGGCUGCUGCCUCUGCAACCAUAGAGGACCAGAUAGAACUGAAGAAGAUUCUAGACUACGCCUACGUCACCUACACAACCACCAGCAACCAGUAUAGCGGAGUUAUUGACCCGACCACCCUCUACAGGGCCAGUACAGAAUACCAGAGUGAGUUUGACCGUUUCCAGGGAAGCCAACUCACAGGGCCUCUAACGUUUGAGGCCAUUCAAAUUCUGGAGAAAGGCAGGAAAAUUCUAGAGAAACACCUGCAGACUUUUGUCCAGAAAGGUCUCUGCCCAAAUAAAUGUGGGUUGCUGUAUCAGAGAGUAAUGAACUGCCUUUCCUGUCAGUACAAGCUGCACACCUGCCCCUCUACCACUCAGGACUGCGGGGAGUAUCCAGUGGAGGCAGCAGAGGGGGGACAGGCAGUGUUGGACUGUUUCCUCCCCUGGCAUAGUCUAGUUGUGGGCCGGCCAGAUUAUCACUACACCUGGGCUCCAGGGACGCAAAGGACUGCAAAUCUGACAGAGGGUGAUUUCAGAGUGUUGGUGGUUACUGAGGAUUCCUCUGUGGUGCUGAACCAGCUGCGUGUCGAUGAGGAGGGCAUGUACCGCUGCCUCCUAACGGAUGGCACAGGAACUGUCCUUUCACGCACACACUUCCUGCUCACUGUCACCCCGUUACCUGUCCCGACUCCCAGAUCUCUCCUCACCCUGCCCUCCCUCCCUCCUAGUUAUGAUGCCUCCCCCAUUUCUCACCCUCCCACUGACCUCCUGCUAGUCAUCAUCAUCAUGGUUACUGCCCUGAGUCUGACGGCCAGCCUAGCCCUUGCUAUUGCUUUUGGGUGA
Molecule: messenger RNA, 2569 nt
Organism: Oncorhynchus masou masou (cherry salmon)
Lineage: Eukaryota; Metazoa; Chordata; Actinopteri; Salmoniformes; Salmonidae
Product: izumo sperm-egg fusion protein 1
Exons: 8
Coding region: 1583-2569 (328 amino acids)
Biological process (GO): heterotypic cell-cell adhesion; sperm-egg recognition; fusion of sperm to egg plasma membrane involved in single fertilization
Cellular component (GO): acrosomal membrane; plasma membrane
Molecular function (GO): protein binding involved in heterotypic cell-cell adhesion; signaling receptor binding
Source: RefSeq, a predicted model, not a curated record